Ilyonectria robusta is the source of this 1146-nucleotide messenger RNA. Its product is annotated as thiamine pyrophosphokinase-related protein-like protein. Lineage: Eukaryota; Fungi; Ascomycota; Sordariomycetes; Hypocreales; Nectriaceae. The record is from RefSeq and is a predicted model, not a curated record. The transcript has a single exon. Gene Ontology annotation, molecular function: 8-oxo-dGDP phosphatase activity. The coding region runs from base 91 to 1020 and encodes 309 amino acids.
GGAGAAAUGGCCUCAGUUGAGCUCAUGACCUCGUACUGAAUCUCUGCCACGUGUCGCGUUCAGCAUCACCUUUCCACUGCAACUUUCACUAUGGCUUCCAAUCUCGACCUUAUCAACGACGCCGAUGGCUUUCCUUACCAAAGGGACGCUGAUCGAGUCAUCUAUUCCUUCAAAUUGGCUGGAAUCAAUGCCACGCUUGGCUAUGUUCUGCCGUCGGUAUCGCAAGUUCUCAGCUGUCUUCCAGGCUGGCAAGUGGACGACACGCAGCAAACUAUCUUGCUAGAAGGUGGUCAAAAUGUCGACGAUCGGAGUGCAGUAAUCAAACAGAGCCUAUUGGCAAUGCGCGAGAAAGGGUCUUUCUCGAUCCUUCAGAGUUGGCGCGACGAGACGUUCCCAAUAUUUGGUCCUCACCGAGAGGUAGUCCUACACAUUGAGCGUUGCGCUUGCCCAUUAUUUGGCGUCGUUACAUAUGGCGUACAUGCUGUGGCAUACGUUCCGCCACUUGAACCAGGGCAGCAGUUGAAGAUCUGGAUACCGCGGCGAGCUCGUUCAAAUCAGACGUUUGGGGGGAUGCUGGAUAGUUCAGCGGCCGGUGGCAUUGCCUCAGGAGAUACACCAUUUGAGACUCUGGUUCGCGAAUGUGGAGAGGAGGCUUCAUUGCCGUCGGAAUUGGUGCGUCGGCAUGCAAAAGCAGCCGGCACUGUCACUAACUUCUACGUUCGUGACCACCGAUCUGGCGGCGAGGUUGGCCUCUUGCAGCCAGAGUGUCAGUAUGUGUUCGAUCUACCACUCCCACCAGUGGUCAUAUGCCAGCCGAACGAUGGGGAGGUAGAGGACUUUCGCCUCUGGAAAUUGGAUGAGAUUAUGGAGGCCUUAGCCAAGAGAGAGUUUAAGCCUAAUUGUGCCAUCGUCAUGCUCGACUUUUUUGUUCGUCAUGGAAUUUUGUCAAGCGAGAAUGAGAAGGACUACCUAGAGAUCGUGUGGCGAUUACAUAGACGAUUGGAGUUUCCCUUGAGAUAGGACAGACUUGAGGAGAAAGAUGCUUGCUGAUGUUCUAGGUAGUUUUAUCUAGGCCGAUCUAGUUCCUCUGCUAGCAACUAGAAUGUGGCGUAGAGUUGAAGUAUGAGAAUUUCCAGUUUUAAGAUA